This is a messenger RNA of Patiria miniata (bat star), 2767 nucleotides long. Its product is annotated as hematopoietic prostaglandin D synthase-like. The transcript has 5 exons. Lineage: Eukaryota; Metazoa; Echinodermata; Asteroidea; Valvatida; Asterinidae. Gene Ontology annotation, molecular function: glutathione transferase activity. The record is from RefSeq and is a predicted model, not a curated record. Gene Ontology annotation, biological process: glutathione metabolic process. The coding region runs from base 137 to 739 and encodes 200 amino acids.
GAAAGAACAAUGUGCACAUUGGGGGCGGCCUUCAAACACCGGAGCACAGAGCGCACGGUUAUAGCAUCAUUGCUCGCUUAUUUGUGUGGAGUCCAUUGCCUGCAGCCUAGCCUACUAUUCGACCUGCAAUUCCAAGAUGCCUUCCUACAAGGUGAUUUACUUCAACGGCCGUGGGUACGCCGAGACCACGCGCAUGAUGCUGGCUCAUGUCGGCCAGGAGUUUGAGGAUGUACGGUACACUCAAGAGGAAUGGCUCGAGCACAAACCGAAUGUGCCUUUGCAGCAGCUGCCUAACCUGGAAGUCGACGGGAAGAUCAUUCCCCAGAGCCGGGCCAUACAUGGCUUUGUGGCCAGAGAGUUCGGCUUGAAUGGUGCGAGCAACGAGGAAACAACUAAGAUCGACAUAAUCUUGGGAACGCUUGAAGAUAUUAGCAGGCAUAUGCAAAGCGGUGAGACGGACGAAGAGAAGAAGAAAGAAAAGUUGGCCGAAUUUUAUGCGCAGACUGCUCCCAAGUAUUUAACGGGGCUCGAGAAGAUGCUGGCAGACAACAAUGAUGGUGACGGAUUCUUCGUCGGCUCUAAGAUCUCUCGUGCUGACAUCUUCUUUUACGUCGUCACGGAAUACCUGGCCGAGGAUGAACUCAAGAAGUACCCUAAGCUUGUUGCUCUCAAGGAGCGCGUCGCCAAGGACGCCAAUAUCGCUGCUUGGCUGGCCAAACGUCCGCAGACGCCGUGGUAGAAAGAUGAUCCAGAGUACAGCAUGAUUGACAGCUUUGACAGUUGAUAAUUAUAGAUCGAUAGAUACAUUUGUAAAAAUCACCACAUUACACAAUUGUCAUGUUUGUUUGGUCAACUUGAUAUUAUAGACACUGCCACAAUGCACACGAUCAUUUCACAAAUGUCGUGACGUCAGUAAACUGCCAUUAAAUAUAUAAUUGUACUUAAUCUGAGGGAUCUGAGGCAAUAAUAUACAAGAUAAGGUGGAAUUUGAAUCAUGCUUGCGGUCAAUUUUUAUUCUUAGUAGUUAAGCAAAUAAACACUAUAUUUUCAGAGACAAAGAAUUGUUUAGAAGCAAAGUCGGUACGCUUUUCGUGAACUACUUCAGUUACAAGAACACAUACGGUCAGGAAGUUGAAUAGGGCUAUCCCUAACAGUCCUGAAGCCUCCAAUUCCAAUACGAUUUGCACACCCCCUAGGGAGUUGGGGUUAACAAAAUCUAAUAUCACCUGUUCAUUUAAAGGUGUUUUUAAUACCUAUACCUACAUUAUCUUUAAAAGCAGCUGUUCCAUUGAAUUAGAGGCUGAUGAAUGGAAAUUACAUAAGUAUAAAACCAAAUUUAAUUUGGUCUAAACAUUAAAGUGUCCCAAAGUUAUACUAUGAUACAUUGUAGCAAACAAGAUGGGAAAAGUGCCUGUGUGGACGGUAAUUCUGUCCCCCGUCCGGGGGACAGAAUUACCUAGGUAAAAGUGUCCUCCCCGGCCCGUUAAUUCUGUCCCCCUUCAGGUAAUUCUUUCCCCUCGAGGUUUGUCCCCCUAGUUUUGCAAUGCAGAAGGCCAGUAAUUCCCUACAUUGUUUUAAUGAAUUCAUACAAGCUAUACAUUUUUUUACUUUUUAGUAAGCCCUUCAUGAAGAUGAAUAAAAUUAACUUUUUGCUCUUUGUGAAAUAUGAACAAUAUGUUUCGAUCGACUCGGACUCGGAGUACGGUGAAAUUACAGCAAGGUCGUGCACUACAGUAGCCCUUUUCUACGGUGGACGCCUCAUUGAUAUAACGCCUACUUGGAUUGGUCUAAAUGGCUGCCAUCCUUGUGAAAUAGUUCAGUCGCAAAAGAACAGUCGAAAAUUUAACAAAAGCAGCUGUUCCCUUUAUGUUACUUCUGGGCUUAUGAAUAUGGAAAUUAUAAUAAGCAUACAGCGAAAUAUAACUUGAUCAAGGCAUAAUUACCCCCAAUUACAUUACAACAAAUAGCGAUGCAUUCCAGCGAACUUCAUGUAGAUAUUAAAGGGCCAGAGAGACAAUUUUUCUACAUUAUUUAUGACAAGCGCAUAUUUAGAAUGGUUUAAGACUUUAAGGGAGGGUGCUUUUUGAUGUGGGCCCUAUUCACGCGUCGGCCAUAUUGAAUUUAAAGUGAGGUAAAAUCUUCAUUUUUGGAACUUGCGAAGAGAAAUAAAAGCAAUGACAUAAAGUUAAUUACAUAUUAUAUCAGUCUGCUCUAAUGAAUAAUUUUUAAAUUUUUGAUUAAACAUACCCUAAUGUUUUAAGCCACAAAAAAAUGAAAGUGAGGCUAGAAUGUAUAGUCUGGCACCAUUCCAUUCAGCAGUUCACAAGUAAUAAAAUACAUUCAGGGAACCCAACCAAAAUGGCGUUCUCGUAAAUAAGAUCCAUAGAUCUUGUUCAUGCCAGUGUAACAUUAAUUAACAUAUUAUGAUUUUUGCUUUCAGAACUCAUGGUCGACUGAAUCUAUAUGCCAAUUUGGGGUACAGUGAGCGAGUGUCGGCUUAUUUCAAUCAAAAUGUUUACCAAUAUUUUUCCACCUCCAGUCCAAUUCAAACAGUUAAUGUAGUCAGGUUUCUCAAAAUGUUUUUAUUUUGUUUCAUCUCACUGCAUUUAGCUCCUUGGGACCAAAACUGCCAUUUAUUUCUUUUUCCUUUUCAUGGGAAAAUUUGUGAAUGGAGCGUUAAUGUGUGUGCAGCUUCUAAUCACAGUUAUGAAGUUUGUUGUUCACUUGGGCAACAAUUGUGAUUAAAUCAACAACACAAAAGCAUGAA